This is a messenger RNA of Diaporthe citri, 2199 nucleotides long. RefSeq lists its product as uncharacterized. Gene Ontology annotation, biological process: carbohydrate metabolic process. The transcript has 2 exons. NCBI's taxonomy places the organism in Eukaryota, Fungi, Ascomycota, Sordariomycetes, Diaporthales, Diaporthaceae. The record is from RefSeq and is a predicted model, not a curated record. Bases 1 to 2199 code for a protein of 732 amino acids. Gene Ontology annotation, molecular function: beta-N-acetylhexosaminidase activity.
AUGGACUUCACCGUCGAUUCUUCUCAAAACGUUUUGUCGUGGCUGGUAGACAAGAUACGCGUGGCAAUGAAAGCUCCGACUUUGAAGGCAGGCCUUGCCGGCCUAUGGUCAACAUCACUUGUUUCCGGCGACUUUCUUGGAAUACCAACAUUGCCAUACAGCGCGUCUGAUGGGACUUACGAUUUAUCUGGCGUUCAUACGAUCGUGGUAGAUGCCCAGUAUGCAUCGUCCGUGGAUGAUUCCAUGGCCACCUUGAUCCCGCCGACCCUGUUCGAGUUCGCUCAGACAUUUGCCAACGACCUGAGCACCAAAUUCAACAUUGACGCCACAGUCACCAAUGGCACCAACAGUACGACGGACAGCAUCUUCCUGACCCUGGCCGAUCCGAGUGCCUAUCUUAACGCGUCAGGAGAUCCAUCGUCAGAGGGUUACUCUCUCUCCGUCACCUCAGAUGCCAUCACUAUCACUGGCGCAAGCCCUCUCGGUGCCUGGUGGGGUACGCGGACAGUCCUGCAACAAGCCACGCUGAACGACGGGUCUAUUCCACUGGGCUCUGGCACAGACACUCCCGGCUGGGCGACGCGAGGCAUGAUGCUCGAUGCUGCGCGCCACUUCUACCCAAAGGAGUUCAUCACGGAGCUAUGCUCGUACAUGUCGUUCUUCAAGCAGAACACGUUUCAUCUCCACCUGAGCGACAACCUGUACAACAACGUCGCCAUUUAUUCCGAAGAGCGGUCCCUCGAGCUGUACGCCCGCUUCAGGUUGUGGUCGGACGCUGAAGCCGUGUCGGGCUUGAACAAAUACAGAAACGAAUCUUACACGCGCGAGGACUUUGACGAGAUCCAGUCGACCUGUGCUGCUCGCGGGGUCACCAUCAUCCCGGAGAUUGAGGCCCCAGGUCACGCGCUGGUGAUUGUGCAAUGGAAACCGGAAUUGGGGUACUCUGGAGACCUGAGCCUGCUCAACAUCAGCCAUCCAGAGACGAUUCCAACAAUGAAGACGAUCUGGAGCGAAUUCCUCCCCUGGUUCCAUACCAAGGUUGUCUCCAUCGGCGCGGAUGAAUACACCGGCCCGUCGACAGAUUACAACGACUUUGUAAACGCCAUGGCCAGCCACAUUGGCGGUGAAUCGGGCAAGCUCAUUCGAAUCUGGGGCACAUUCCCACCCGUCUACAACGAAACAUACAACAACAUUUACCAAAAUGUCUCAGUCCAACAUUGGGAGUACUUCGAAGAUAACCCAUACUUUGACUACAUUCUGAACAACUAUUCCGUCGUCAAUUCAAACGAUGACUACUAUAUCGUCAACAAAUGGGCUCCUGCAGGCGGAUACCUGAAUCACAUCAACCUGACCAAGACAUUUUAUGGCACGCCGCCAGACGCAACAUACUGGCGUCCGAAUGUAUUCGACCAGAAGAACGCAACCAACAACCCAUCCGAGGCCGACCCCUUUGUUUUGGGAUCCAUCGUUCCAAUGUGGAAUGACUACGGUGCCAACACAUCGGUCUACACCGAAGCCUAUUACGCCUGGCGCGACGGCAUCCCUGCCUUGGCCGACAAGCAAUGGGGAGGAAACCUGUCAGAGACGGACUUCGGCUCCAUAUUCGAGACGCUUCAGGCUGCCGUACCAGGUCAAAAUCUGGACCGGACUGUCCCAUCUGACGGCGAUGUAAUAUUCAAUUACACUUUCACGGGCAAUUCCUCAUUCGCAGACGAGUCUCCAAACAGCUUCCCCAUUGAGACCGACUGUGCAUCCAGCGGAUCACUGCUCACACUGUCACCGUCUUGCUCAGCUGUGACACCGCUGUCAUCCAAGGGCCGGAACUACACGCUCACUCUCUCGGGCCUGACCAUUUCGUCUCUCGACCUUCCCACCAACGCAACACUGCUCACUGGCAGCGACUCCACGCUCCUGCUAACGCCCAACAUCACCUUCUUCGCUGGUGGCAACUAUUUCCGCCUCAACACAUCGCUGCCUCUCAACGAGACGGUUGACCUGAGCAUCAUCGCCCGAGGCAACAGGACAUAUGCUUCCCUGAACUCUGAACCCGAGGAGCAAUUUUUGACCCAAAUUGGAUACAACGGUCUUGGCUUCCACUGGGCGGAAAUCGCCUUUGAGGCUCCUCUGAGUAAAAUCGGUGGGGAGGGAAGCGGAUGGAGCGGGACUUUGGGCGGUUUCAGUCUGACUUCGACGGCUUGA